GGGAGUGCAGACUGAGGACUUCUUCAAAAGUGAGGUUUAUUUUUAGGGUGCUUCACAUCUGCCACUGGGUAAUAAACAAGCUAAGCAGAGCCUCCUGAAACCAACCUGGAGUAAGCUGAAUAUCCUUCUGUCACAGCUCAGCAUGCAGAAGUAUCAGAGGAGGCUUGCAGGGAGCAUCGAGAGGCCGUGCACAGACUUCAAAGAAUCAAACUGAAUUAAUUUGCUUGAAUUUGUUGCGUUGAAGAAGCUGUGCAUGGAGGUUUUGCUUUAAAGUCCAGAAUAUGUUUGUGCGUUUAAAAUACAUGUCUAAUAAGUGGGUGAGCUGAGAGACAGGACUUUAUGGAUGAGGCAUUUUAUAAUGAAAAGCUAUUACAAGACCAGAUCAUAAAAACAUUUACAGACUCGCCUCUUGAGAUACAUUCUCUGAUAAACCAUCAGAUGUCAAAGUUUCAGCUUCUGAAUGAUUCAUCAUGUUGCCAGUUAUCUGCAGGAUCUUAUUACAGAGAUGUACAGGCUUACAUUGAUCAUAUGGGAACAGGAGAUAGCAGCCGCACAAAUGCCUCAGUGUCAGCUGCGUUUUGCCAUCUGCUUUAUGCGCUCCAUUUAACUGAAUUGAUGAAAACUAGGGAAUAACCCCUGAAUACUCUCAUGCUUUAACAUUCACGCCAUUAAAAAUGUUGACUUUCUCCACAUGAUGUGAUCGCAGGCAUCCUGCAGACUCUCUCUCGUGAGGGAAACCAUUACAGAACACGUUACGGCAUUUAAGUGUUGAUUGCCAACAGACUGUCAGUCUGAUGCCUAUGCAAAUGACAGCACCAUGACAGGGGUCAUUAAAUCUUGGUGAUUAUUUAGAGAGCUAAUGGUGGUACAUAAUGAUCUUGUGAAAUGACUCUCCAGGCUGCAGUGGGGAAGAAGAUGCAUACAGUCUGAAAGCAGCGGGAAGGCAGGAGGAAAGCUGAGCGUGACACAACAAAGCCUCAGCAGAAAAGUUUGCUUUAGUUGUUGCCACUUGUUAAAACCUCUUUACUCCCACCUCUGAUGUGAGGCAAUCCUUCUUAUAGAGCCAGAUUGCACAGAAACACACCUAAUGGCAAGAUUCCCACAUUUGGGCAAUUUGUAUUUUUGAAGUCUACUAGUUAAACAAGUUAAAGAUGGAGAACGUCAAAACUAUGAUCCAAAAAUGAUGGACAGUACACUGUUUAGGGAAUUAGCAUCAUGACUCAUAGAUUUGACAUGAUAUGCCCUAGCGCUUGAGGAGUUUUCAGCUGGUCGUGAAUCAGACUGAAAUAAAUACUAUUGCCUCUUUAUGACUUACAUAGGCAAAUAAGACCAACAGCAAACAGCGGGAAUUCUAUAUUUUUAUUUUUGGUACCAGAAACUGUUGCCAAAAGGUGAGUGUCACGAUAAAUGAUAAACCUCACACUGACUAAACAGCCUUUAUUUACAAUUUCCUUGUCAAAGAUUUACAGUAGUUGAUUAAUUAAAAGACAGAAAGAUGACAUACGAUACGAAAGAUAAAAGCUCCAGAAACAAAGAGGUACUUCUUUGUCCACAGCGGGAGCCAAAUUCGCCCCAAAACUGUUUUAAAGAUACAGAUAUGACAGUCGUGUUUGUCUUCUUAUCGUACUCCUGUCUGUAGAAUUCCAGCAAAUUUCCAAAGAUUUUGAACUCUUUCUCAAAGCCUUGAGCUGUUUCAUCUCAUAAACAAUGCAUGCCUGCAUCACAGGCUUUGUUUUAAUAAAAAGAAUGAGGAACAGCCUGGAAAAUGAUUAAAUCAAAUGCCAAACACAGCUAUCCUGCACUGAAAAUAGAAAGUACUGCCCCUGAGACAUCCUCCCCCAGUGAUGGCCAAAUGCUUCAAGAGGCUGUUUUGGCUCACAUCAAGGUACCCUCCCUGACACCUCAGACCAGCACCUACAGGGAAAAGAGAUUAACAGGGGAUGCUAUCAACCUCAGCCUCCAUAUUUAGCCUCAUAAGACACAAAUGUCAGGUUGAUCUCUGGGGAACAGUUUUCGUCUUAAUUUUGUCAGAAUUUCCACACUGUUGGUUUGAGUUCCAUAACAAAAACUCCUGGACACAAGUAUUUGCAUCAUGGUUCGCUAACCAACCUCCCCUCAGACUGUCAAGUCAGGAUAGCAGCAUCAUCCAACCCCAGUCAUACGUACUCACCCUUGACUAUGCUAUCAGGAACAAGUCAGGGCACAGUGUAUUCCCCAUGGACACUGUGGCAUGUGGAUUACAGGAGCUGGGAUAUGCUGACUCUACCACAGAGCCAAAUCUACGAGCUCUGCAAAAACAAAAGAAAGGAAGAGUGUCAAUACCAGCAGCACUUGCAAGGACCAGAAAGACGGUCUUUAAUAUGGUUCUCAGCAUCUUGAUAACACAGCUGCAUACAGCUGAGCUCAUCUAUUUGGUCCAUAUUUGAAGAGAUAGUUGCAAUAGUUGUAUAAUCAUGAAGAGUCAAAUUGAUUUCCUUGUGUUGCUGUGUUGUAAAGCACCAGUAAAAACACAUUACAAACCAGCAGAGAUUUGUGUGUAAAAUGCAGAUCACUGAAGUCUGACAAAUGUGGUUGAUCAGCUCUCUGAUAUCACAUAUUUCUGAAAAGUGAACUGUCUAAAAACUCCUUCAAAACACCCCAAAAUAUUUUUCCAGAGAUAUGAGCACUGCCUCAAGCUGAAGCGAAUUUUCCUUAAUGCCUUUUCUCAGUUUGACAUCAUCAUGUCGUGCAGUUUUCUCCUCUGUGUUUUACAGCCUCCCUGAUGUGCAGCGACAGGCCCGUUUAUCCUCCAUUAAUCUCUAUGCUCUGCUUUUACCCCCCACUUAGUGCUGACGUUUAUCCUAUUAAUGAGUUGUUUUCUGGGUGGAAAAAAUCCCCCUGUAACAUAAUCCAGAGUCAGGGGUACUAAUGUGGGUGUGAGCUGAUGCUAUGCUGUGUGGUUGCCAUGGAGCCAGUGAACAAUUGAUCAUAUAAUAAAACCAUUACAGAGAGGGUGGUUAAAGACUUUAAGACUGAGAGAAAACAAGAUGGAAAAACAGUGAGAGUUUGAGAGUAUGUCAUCUUGUUGGUUGGACUUGGUCACAAACAUGGACUUUUGUGUAACAGUAAAAAUGUUGGAUUUUAAAAUGCUGCCCCCUCCUGUUCAUUUGCAAAAUUACAAAUUUGUUUUGUUUGCAAGUUGCAUUGGAAAGGAAAGAGUAUUUUUUGUCAAUGUCAAAAGCUUUUUGUUUUGUAAAUGGUAUACCAAGUUGUUCCCAUAAGUCAUGGUUAAACAAGAUUUUAAAAAAUCUUGUACGUCCUUAGAAAGACAGGUAUAUUAAAGCUGAAUAGUCUACUUGAAGUAUAUCGCUGUAAUAACUUAUUUUGUUGUCUCUUUAUUGUACAGCUCUUUUUAAAAUACAAUAAUGCAUUAAUAGUAUCAAAUUAAAUUGUAAAUAGUUCAUACAGGACACUUUCCUCACCUUAAUUUUCAUAUCUUUAAGUAAAUUUUACACAUACUCAUGAUAGGACAGGACAGGACACAGUAUGAUACAAAAACUUUAGAUACAAAACAAUACAAAAUAAUACAAAACAAUGCAAUAUAAUAAAAGAUACAAUACACAAUAUGAUAAAUGUGAAAUCCUUUAGGGAACCUUUUCUUUUACUAAGUAUAAAGCAAUUUGUCCUUUUUUUAACCAAAAUAGUUGAAUACUUCUUCACUCAUGAAGAAUAGCAAAACUUGUGUCACGCUACUUAAAAUAAACACAAUCAACACUGGAAUAUUAUCUUUUGUCACAUCUUUACAUUUAUCCUAAAACCUUUUGCAACAUAAGAUAGUUGUUGUUAAAGGUUUUUGAUGGGUCAAUUUGUAAAGGCUCUCUGGUGCCUUUACAUUGGCUAUAGUGUGGAAAAAUACCCAUUUAGUUGCCCUGAUAGGCUAUAAAAUGCAAAGAAAGUGCAUUACAUGUGCCCUUCUAGAGGUUAAAAUAUAUUUCAUAAAAGCCCUUUGGAUGCCCCUACAGUAUGUCACAUGACCGGACUGCUCUCUAGGUAAUCUGUUUAGAUUAUAUUCUUAUCGUAUGUUUGUAAUAAAUCAAGAUUUGUCAAUGCACAUUACUUAUUGUUAAUUUUGCAAAUGCAAUGACAAAAACUUAAAAAGUCCAUUGUUAUUUGGCCCUGGCACAUUUCCCGAGCUGGCUUGUUCCAGAGAUGACCGCUAGGUGGCAGAGUAGCUCCGUCCUGCUGUGACCGGAUAUGACUCGCGGUGAUCUCGGCUCUCCAGCUCCCAAACUGAGGGCGUUUUUCCCUCAAUCUUGACUCGAGUUUUUUUCUUUCCUGGGUGUUGCCUGCCUAGACUCCAACUUUGGAGUUGCACGGGGUGUUGCUGAGUGGAACAUACAAAGCGGAAAAUCUCUUUUAAACCCACAUUUUGAACUUUUUGGCUCGUGCUCUAGCUUUCCUAACUUAGCUGCCGUUGUAUUUCUGCACGCGACGCAGGAUUGAUUUAUUUUAGCCGCUGUUAGCUAGUUAGCUUAGCUAACUGAGCCUGAGCCGCAACUUCUUCCGAUGCAGGCCAUUAAGUGUGUGGUGGUGGGGGACGGGUGAGUUAAACCAUUAUCUUUUCCUCUCUUUAAAGUCGUAUGUAAAGAGUUGUCCAGUUUCCUAAAAAGCCAAAAAGAAGGGGGCUAACACGGUUGUUUUGGUUGACCCAGUUACCAACAGUUGGCUCGCGGCUAACGAGCCUCAGAGAUCACGAUGAGCGACAGCUGUUGUUGUGUCGGUGUGCUGUUCAGUCCAGCUGGGUCAGACAGAUUUAUGCUCCUGUUGGGUGGGACAGGAUGGGUCACAGCAUGUCUUUUUUUUUAAUAUUUAUCAUAUAUAUGUUUAUUUAAAAUGCAGUUUGCUUUGUCGGCGGCUACUUAAUGGUCGACCAAAGUCGAAGUUUUCAUGCUGUUUGGUUGGUACACAUGUUGUGAACAUUUUGUGUCAAGCUCCAUUAGCCACUGAAAACUUGUGUAAAAUAGUUUCGAAACAUGAAUAGAAUAAUAAGUAUUGGAAUUUCAAUAUCACUUAUGGGCUAUCUUUCAAACAAGGAUUUAUUUAAGCCAAUCUCUGGCGGACCACUUGAAAACCCAAACUAAAACUUAAAAAGUUUUCAGCAAUCCUCGAUUACUUGUGUAGUAAGUGUUCGGUAUUUAACUUGUUGUACAUAAAGCCUCAUUCAUUUUCUUGUUCUGCUUUAAAAUGUGUUACAUAGUGUCACUUUUCCUCGUCUUUUAAGUAUUUUUGUCCAGUCAAAAACAUUUCAAAACGUGGAAAAUCUACAAAAAGAAUUUGCAGACAAUUAUCCAAAAUGAAUUAUUGAAUAUAAGGUUAAUUCGUGGCUUCUUGGUGUGUAUGUAUCUGUGGUUACAGACGAACAUUAGUCCUCAAAGAUUUCAAUGUCAUAAAAGUAAUGGUAGAGUAAGGUGACUACCUAACAACCUUUGGAUUGUUGAACUUUGUAUUUAAAGCUUUGACUGUGCACUUCAUUUCCCUUUAAACUGCUGUCAUUGUUUUGGUGAAUAUUAUCUAUCUGUGAAGGACUAUAAAUACCUCAUGGUUAAUUCAAAUACCCAGUCUUCACAUACUGUGAAAAAGUUUCAUGAAUAAAGCUUGAAGCUUAACUCCACUGAAACAGUUUUAAUCAGGCAGCACAGGUCAAACAGGGCUUGCUGGACUUGUUGACCUGUCAGGCAAACAGGUUCAGCUAACCGGUCUCUUUUGUAGAGUCAUGUAAUGUAAUCAAAGCUGCAGUUGUAUAGCUGCUCUCAUCAUCUUUCUCAAUCUUUUCUCUUUUCCUUUUUUUUUUUUUUUUUUAAUCUCAGGGCCGUGGGAAAAACAUGCCUCCUCAUCAGCUACACAACCAACGCCUUCCCCGGAGAAUACAUCCCCACAGUGUAAGUCAAACACACACACACCUCUUAUGAACAGCUGUGACAUGUGAAGAGUCAGCAUUUGUUAUGAAACGCAACAACGCCAGUGCAGUACCUCAAAUCUUACAUAACAGUGCUAAUUGCCACAAUGUUAUUAACUUUGAAGCUGACCCUCCUCUCUACAGUUUUGACAACUACUCUGCCAAUGUGAUGGUUGAUGGGAAACCAGUGAACCUGGGUCUGUGGGAUACAGCCGGACAAGAGGACUACGACAGGCUCAGACCUCUGUCCUACCCACAGACAGUAUGUUUACAUCUGUGCAUUCAUUAAGAGUGGAGACAACUGCUCGUCUCAGACCACUAGGACCAGUUAGAGCCAGACAAUGUUAGCGAGUACACUAUGUUCACUUUCUGUAGCACUGAUUCAGAGUUAUUCACUAGCCUGAAACGCUGGAGAGAGAGUCUUUACCCUCAGCUGAGCAGAGCCUCGUAUCCAUAGUACCUAUACACUGUCUGGAGGAAGUGAAGGGAGCUUUUGUUCGCAGUCUUUGUCUUUGUAACAAACUGGCCUCUGUGCCAAAGACUAACAGGGAAAAGAAAUGAGAGUUAGCUUGUAUUAAACUUACAUAGUCCAGAUUAGUCUGGUUUUGUGGUACCCCCCUUACCUUGAGUAUUUUGGGUAUUUCAUAAGCACCAAAGAAUUUUGAUUAUUUACUUAGGUUUGUCAUAACUCUUGUCCAAAGACAUUUGCUUUGUGAUAUUGAGGUCUUUGUAUUUCCUCUCACAGGAUGUGUUCCUGAUUUGCUUUUCCCUCGUCAGUCCAGCCUCCUUUGAAAAUGUCCGUGCCAAGGUAAGAGGAACAGGUUAUUCUUUCUGUCUGUUACAGCAAAUUGGGCUUUUUUUUUCAUUUAAUUCCAUAGUACACAAAAUGUAUUUGAUUUAAGGAUAAGCAAGUUGUGUUACGCAAGGGGAGAAAGAGGGUAUUUUUUCAUCAAAUAAAAAAAAAAAACCCUCUUUCUCCCCUCAUAAAUGUCAAAACUGGGUUUAUUCCUAGUAGGUCCAACCGAUAAGGAUUUUUUGGGGCCGAUGCCGAUACUGAUUAACAUCGGGAAGUGGGUUGAACUGAAACUUGUCGACUUAUUGUGUAUUUCACAAACUAGUUUAUUUACCGUUGAGGCGGACCACUCUCCUCUGUGCGUCCCUGAUCUGUCUGCUUCAGAUCCGUCACUCUUCUGUGCUGUGAGGUAGUUAGUGGAUGAAGAUUGUCAUAAGGUCGCUGCGCCAUCUACAGUAUAAAUCAUGGAACUUUUCAAAUGGUGGAGCAUUUUUGAAGUGAAACCGAAUCUUAUUCUCCGCAUUUUAUUUCUGAAAAUAUCGGCGAAAAUCGGCGAGUUUUGGUCAAUUACCGAUUAGUCUCCAAUGGACUAAAAUUGGCCGAUUUAAUCGGCUCGCCAAUAAAUCGGUCGGGCCCAAAUUCCUAGUCCAAUUAUCAUGAUAUAUAGACUGAGUUCAGAUUCACCUCAGUCCAUUUUUUAAUAUUUCUCGGCAUGUUAGGCGUCGUAUAUCAUAUUAUUAUGUGUUUUUUUAAUUUUAAAGUUACUGUAGGGGAAAGAUUCAAAUUAAACGUCUUUUUUGAAGAUUCAGAAACUGCUGUUGGAUAACCACAGGAGCAGAGAUCCCUCAUGUCUGUAUCAGUUUGUGUGCUUGAGGUCUCAGAGGGUCACAUUGUUUUGAAUUCAGAUAAUAACAAAAAAAAAACUGAAAGUAAUCUGUCUGCCAUACUGUCCAUCUGCAUCCUUCAGCCUCUGUCUCUUUCUCCUCCCUUAGUGGUACCCUGAGGUGAGACACCACUGUCCCAACACACCUAUCAUCCUGGUGGGCACCAAGUUGGACCUGAGAGACGACAAGGACACCAUUGAAAAACUCAAGGAGAAGAAACUCUCCCCCAUUAUCUACCCCCAGGGCUUGGCCAUGGCAAAGGAAAUAAGUCAGUUUACAUACACACACAGAAAAAAAGUGAAAUAUUUAUUCUGAAUCUGUGAGAGUCUCAUAUACAGAUUUCUUUAAGAGAGUAAUGGAAGUUAGUGUCAGAGAUCAUGCCUUCAAAUGUUACCUCAAAAGAGCCAAAGUUGCGAUUUUAAGCUCCGGUACAGGGUCCCUGAAAUACUUGAUCCCUUCAUUACUUUAAAAGGUGUUACAUUUAUAUAUAUAUACACAUAUCAAAUAAAAUAAUCACACUUGCAUAUUGCUAGUAAUUGAAGCAAAUUCUGUCAGUUAUUUGAGAUCAGUAAAAACUUUAGUAGGAAAAAGACCCUUCAAAACCAAACAAAAUUACAUACAUUUCAGAUAUUUCUUUUAGUGAAAGUUUAAGAUGAAGAAAAUCACAUUUUGUUCUCUCAUUUUGAAAUCUUGUGUACCCCAGAAUGGAUAGUCUUUGAGAAAAUACAGAGCAGAGUCAAUUUAAGCUUCAAAUCAGAUUAUUUGACUGCUAUUAUAUCAUACAAGCAACAAAAAAUUGAUUUGCCUCUUUCUCCUUUCUUUAAAUGUCUUUUUUUCUAUUACUUUCAGGUUCAGUGAAGUAUCUGGAGUGCUCUGCUUUGACGCAGCGUGGCCUUAAGACGGUGUUUGACGAAGCCAUCAGGGCGGUCCUGUGCCCCCCGCCUGUCAAGAAGAGGAAGAGGAAGUGCACAUUAUUGUAAUGGUGAACCACAGGGAUCUGAAAAAUCAUGGCUGCAGUUAGAACUCACCUCCUCAAAGGGAAGAGGACUGGGUUCCCCAAAAUUCUAUUCACCCCCUGUGUCCUUGCUUGCAUAGAAGCUCUGAUAGAUCAGACAUCCAUCUGAAAGAACUUGACAGAUUUAAGCAGAGCGGACAGUUUUUGGUCGGCUUCAGUUUGUCGUGGCUUGUAUCUGUUAGGUUUGCUCAGAUUGGCAGGAAUGAAGUGACUUUGCUAUGGCCUUGGGGAAUACGGGUGGGGGGUUGUAAAUGAAAGAAGCGGGAGGUUUAAAAAAGAAACUUGUCACUGUCCUGACAUUGUGAAGAAACAUUACUUGAACAUAAUUUUUAUGACAUUAGCAUAGAUUUGAUUCCAUAAGAGAAGGAUUUCCUGCACUACACUUUCUCCCCUUUACACUAAGAGAUUCCUGCUGCCUUGAUGAAACUUUAAGACAUUAUUUUUUAGAAACUCUAAUUUCUCCUUUUUCAUGGUCAGUCUUUGGUCUCAGCUGUGAUUGACUAACCAUUUUGUUUACAUAUGUCAUACAACCUUGUCUGAGGUGUUGCCAAAACUCAGUCAACGGUCUUCACUAUGUAGUCACUCCAUGAACACUAAAAUGUUGUUUCUCUUUCUUUUUAAAUCUUUAACAUGUACAAGACACCAAUAUUUAGACAUAUUUUAACCCAUAGAAUACUUAAAAUGUUUAGCAGUAACAAGUAUUUAGAUAUCAACAGGUUAUUAUCUUGUUUUUUGUUUCUGAAAGCUCCCCAGGUGUAUCCAUUGUUCAUUUUCUACUGUGUUUUGAGUGAACAUAGUAUUGAAUGACGGAUUGUUGGACAUGUGAAAGCGCAGUGCAGCCUGUGUUGUACGAAUUCAUUAUCAGUCACACUGUAAAAGAAAGUGCUCCAGAUAUGCAGGCUUUUUUUUUUUCCAGUAUUUGAUCUUCAUAUUCAUAUCGCAAUGGUGUAUAACCUUACAUCUGUUUUGAUGAAGUCAAAGAGCCGGUGUAUUAACACUUGAAGAUUGACGCUUGUGCAUUGUGUUUGUAACUAUUCAGCACAGUCAUUUUGUUUAUAAAUGAGCGAUGAACAAAGCCAGUUAUUCAGGACUCAUCGGAUUGGUGUUUCACUUUCAGAGCUCAAAAUACACGCUUGGCUUCAUUAUUUGCUAAAUGUGGAUUCAUUUUCAUUUAGUAGAAUGACGAUUUUUUAAAAAAAGCAAAUAAACUCACUGAAAAUGCUCA
Messenger RNA from Xyrichtys novacula (pearly razorfish), 9852 nucleotides. NCBI's taxonomy places the organism in Eukaryota, Metazoa, Chordata, Actinopteri, Labriformes, Labridae. The record is from the annotation of a GenBank genome assembly.